AUGGAUGAUAAAGAGAUAAUAUUGUGGGUGGGUCAUUGGAGGAGAGCAGUCAGGGACAGAUAUACUUGGGAGGCGGAUGUUAGGAGAGGCCAGGGCUGUAGCGCCAUGGAAGAGAGAGUAGAAGGGCAGUAUGGUACUGAACGAGAAAAAUUUAUUUACACAAGUAUUCAUGUAAAUGAGGUGCGUUUCUUUGAAACAUCAAACAUUAAAUGCAAUUGCCAGACAAAAGUAAACAAGGGAGAAGCCAGAAUUGAAAAAAGUGGUAUUUGCACAGCAGUCGCGCUGAGAUAUUAUUUUAUUUACGAAAAUGUAGGCGGAGGAGAACCUGAACUUCGUUUUGUGCAACAUCCCUUAAUCGAACUAGAAGUUGAUAUUCCAAAAGAGGACAAAGAGGAAGAACUAACUCCAGAAACCGUGGACUAUGAAGACGAUGUAGAAUAUUUGAGAAGUUUAGACCCUAAAGAAUGGAAGUCACAAGAUCAUUACAAAGUCCUAGGUAUUCCAAAUAUAAGAUACAAAGCAACAGAUGACAUUAUCAAAACUGCCUACAGGAAGAAAGUCUUAAAGCAACAUCCUGACAAACGUAAAGCGCUAGGGGAAGAAAUCAAAACAGAUGAUGAUUAUUUUAACUGUAUAACAAUGGUUUAUGAAACUCUAGGAAAUAUAAGUAAGAGAAGAGCGUACGAUUCUGUUGAUCCACAAUUCGACAAUGAUCUACCUUGUACUAGUGAUAAAAAAAAAGACUUUUAUAAAACGUUUACGUAUUAUUUUGACUUAAACUCCCGAUGGUCUGAAAAAACACGGGUGCCCAAAUUAGGGACUGAAAAUUCGACAAAGGAAGAGGUGGAACACUUUUAUUCGUUUUGGUAUGAUUUUAAAUCAUGGAGGGAAUAUUCCUAUGAAGAUGAAGAGGAUAAAGAUAAAUGUCAAGAUCGUGAUGAGAGAAGGUAUGUGGAUAAGUUAAACAAAGCUGAGAGAUUAAGAAAGAAAAAAGAAGAAAUAAAAUUGAUAUGUGGAGAAGAAAAGGAGAAGGAACGUAGCAUAGUAACAUUAGUUACUGAUUCCAUGUCUAGUAAUAGUAAUAUAUCCACAUGUAUUUCCCAUAAUAAUUCUAGCGAGGGUGAAAUAAGUGAAAGGGAAGAUGAAAUCAGUGAAAAUAGUACAAAUAUAAGCAACGUACAAAAAGAGAAAAGAAAAAGACUCAAUUCCUUAGGAAGCGGCUCAGACAAAGGAGAAAUUAAACGUGCCAAAGAAAUGGACACAUACCACAAAGAACUAGUUCGAUCAUUGGACACAUUAACUGAACAGAUGAAAAAAAUGGAGGCGGAAAAUAAGCGCCUAAUGAAUCAAAUCCAUCAAAUGCAAGAAGAAAACAAGUUCCAAAUGGUCAAACUAGAAGAGAAAAUAACCGGCAAAGAUCAAGAAAUACAGAAACUAACUCAAAAGCUACUUGAGAUGAUAGACAAACAUGCGGAAAAGGAAAAGCUGAUUUUAAAAUCGAACGAAAAACCAACGCAAGCUGAAAAACAAACGCAGAAGAAAACGACGGUAGAAGAACCAACAAAUAUGCAUGAAAAGGAAAGACGUAGAACUUCUGCUAAUAGUCCAAAUAAAGAAAACUUAAUUGAAAUGGAAAACAACAAUGCUGAAUGGACAACCCAGCAGCACCAGAAGAAAAAACAAAACAAAAAAACCAAAAUAACAGAAAAAAACGUCACAGAAGAAGAACCGAAAAAUAUUAGCGCUGCUGAAAAGCAGACAUUAAUAAUACAAAAGAGAAAUGAAGAAUAUAGAGUUGAUAGAUGUGAAGAAGGAGAGUAUUUACAAAUUCUGUGA
Diabrotica virgifera virgifera (western corn rootworm) is the source of this 1836-nucleotide messenger RNA. Its product is annotated as dnaJ homolog subfamily C member 2-like. Gene Ontology annotation, cellular component: cytosol. Gene Ontology annotation, molecular function: Hsp70 protein binding; ribosome binding. Gene Ontology annotation, biological process: 'de novo' cotranslational protein folding; regulation of translational fidelity. NCBI's taxonomy places the organism in Eukaryota, Metazoa, Arthropoda, Insecta, Coleoptera, Chrysomelidae. Bases 1 to 1836 code for a protein of 611 amino acids. The record is from RefSeq and is a predicted model, not a curated record. The transcript is spliced from 4 exons.